CGGCAGGUCCGGACGCUCUGUCUCUCUCUGUCCAGGCUGGAUGAUAUCUGUAGGUUAAUGAAUGGACAGACGACUCUUCACCACUGUUGUGGACUGACCACCAGGUUUACUUUUUUUUUACAGACGGGGAAUUUGGAAUAACUGUGAACAUUCACAGCCAGAGACUUCACCUCUUAUCUUCUCCAGCCUCAGCCUUGUCUAUCUGUGCUCCAGUCGGACACAGCACUGCGGAGACAGGGGACGAGUCGACCCAUGGAGUCGACAUGAGUUCGGACACUAAACUGGACUCAGAGGACAGAACUGCAACACAGGGUACUGCAUUCCCCUGUGCAGAACAGACCCCUCUGGGAAUGCGCUUUGGACUUCGGUAUGUUUGACUUUGCUGUAAUCACUCCAGCGAGGUGUUUUAUCAAUGCUUUACAGCGGUUGUAAAUAUCGAUUAGCAGGAGCGCUGUCGUGUCUCUGCGGUCCUGGUUAAACAGGGUGGAACAGGAAAUCAGGCUCCGGAAUUCUCUCACAGCUUGGGAAUAAAAAGCUUACAGCUGAUGCCCUGGACUUUACAGGGAAGUGUUCUGAUUUAUAGGUUUCGACCUUGGAACUUGUUAAGAGCGUCAGGUUAGCGGAAAAGUACAAGCUUCAGAAUAAGAAAAGUCAGAAUGGGGACUCGUUAACGUCUGUGGCAGUCAUGGAAAACGUUCCCACAGACUAUACGAGCAAUGUCUCAGGGCCUGGUGACGUCAGCAACAUCUCAGGACCAACUGACGUCGAGCGGGUGCUGGUACCCAUUCUGGACACUUUCAUCCUGGUGACAGGUGUGGUGGGGCAUGUCCUGGUCAUCGUCAUCAUCUGCCGGACGAUGAAAGGUGGGAUCCGGCAGACGAGCGGAGCUGCACCCGGAGGAGUCCAACAAACGAAUGCCAACGGAACAGACAUUCUCCUGCUGUCGUUGAGCGUGGCAGAUCUUCUGCUCCUGUCCUGUGUCCCGUAUCACACAGUUGCGAUAGCCACUCGCCACUGGCCUUUCGGAGACUUCAUGUGCAAAGCUGUGAGCUUCCUGGGAGCUAUGUGCACCUCUGCCAGUGCCUUUACGCUAGCAGCCCUAGCUUUCAGCCGCUAUGUUAUCGUGGUCCAUCCGACCAAGGCAUACCGUUGGCGGAGGGAUGGCCGUAUGAAAGUGGCCACAGGGCUGCUGUGGGCGCCAGCUGUUGUUUUAGCAAUUCCUCAGUUCGCCUGGCGGACCCUGGUACCUGGAAAUGUGGUACGAACAACCAGACAGGACCUGAUCUGCUUUAACUUUCUCUCCGACUCUGGUCAGCUGGCGUACGGAGUUUGCCAUUUCUUGUUUGCGUUCGCUCUUCCACUCGGGGUCAUUGUGAUUGCCUACUGGAAAAUAUACCACUUUCUAAGGAAGGCCAGACAGGGUCGGACGGGUCAAACAGACCGACUGGAACAAUAUCAGAACCAGGUGACCCACACCUCGGUCCUGCUGGUGCUGGCUUUUGCUCUAUGCUGGCUGCCCUCCUACGGUCUGAUGCUGGCCCAGCUUUCGGAUCAGAGUUUAGCGAUGGGGCCUUCACCGCGGUACGGACCGUUCGCCACCUUUGCUCGGGUCAUGGCCACUUCUUCCACGGUCAUGAACCCAAUCCUCUACGUCUUUAUGUCGCAAAAGUUCAGGAAAGAACUCAAGACACUUUUCCGAACAAGUGGCUGCAGAGAACAACCGCCAGCAUAAUUAAUACUUUAAGAGUAACCAAUUGAUCCAACAGUGGAACAACUGUGGAUUCUACACUGAAAUAAAAUUUGAGUAAAAGGUACUUAAAAAAACUUUCUGCAUUUGCUUUUUUUAAGUAAAUUUAAUUCAGAUCAAUUUAAGUAACUUCAACUCAGUUUCAAGACUUAAAUGUUACAUAGAGUAAAUAAGUGAACUGAAUUUCAGUCAAUCCUUUCUGUAAGUAACUUUUACUUAAUUUAUUUUUGCUGAAUCAAUCCUUUAUGGUAACCUUUACUAAAUAACUGCAUACAAUAUUACCUAAUUACAAUAACUUUAUUUAUAUUACUAAAAUAAUUUUUUAUUCAUAAUAUAUUAUAAUUCCUGAAAUGUAAAUAUUUUUUAGUUAAAACACACAU
Messenger RNA from Astyanax mexicanus (Mexican tetra), 2127 nucleotides. Its product is annotated as galanin receptor type 1. The record is from RefSeq and is a predicted model, not a curated record. Gene Ontology annotation, molecular function: G protein-coupled peptide receptor activity. Bases 686 to 1732 code for a protein of 348 amino acids. Gene Ontology annotation, biological process: neuropeptide signaling pathway. Gene Ontology annotation, cellular component: membrane. Lineage: Eukaryota; Metazoa; Chordata; Actinopteri; Characiformes; Acestrorhamphidae. The transcript has a single exon.